Messenger RNA from Spirodela intermedia, 3674 nucleotides. Lineage: Eukaryota; Viridiplantae; Streptophyta; Magnoliopsida; Alismatales; Araceae. The record is from the annotation of a GenBank genome assembly.
AUGGCUUGCUUGGGUUGCCUCUCCUUCGCCGCCGCCAAACCGGCGGCGGCGAACCCCUCUUCUACGCCGUCGUCCAGCAAGCCCGUCGUAGGCGGGCCCCGUUCGUCGUCCCUUUCUGCUGCCCCUUCGUCGUCGUCGUCCUCACUUGGGCUCACUCUUCGCCUCGAUCGCGCUCCGAAAUGCUGUUUCUCCUUCGGCUUCAGGAGGCGCGCUUCGCCCCAAUCUCGGCCGGUUAGUAUUAACUCUUUCCUGUCCUUGUCGAAUGUCGGCGCUGGAGAGGUCUUUGGUUCCGAGAUGGGCUGUGGAUACGUUGGCUUUGAUCGUCUGGGAUGUUCAUCGGGUGUGUGCUGGAAUUUGGCCUGUAUUCUUUCCUUUUUAGCCUGCGGUAUGAACACGUGAAAUUCUUUCGUAUGUUGUAUUUCUUAUCUUUGAAACUUUGCGUUGUCAGAUUGUCCUGGCAACAGCGAAGUCAGAGCCUCUGAAGAUUAUGAUAUCAGGUGCUCCUGCAUCUGGAAAGGGUACACAGUGCGAGCUGAUCAAGGAUAAGGUAGGUCGUGAAUUUACCCCUCUUGUGCUGGUUCUUGAGUUAUAUUGCCCUCUUUUAGAUCUUUAGUAUGAUAAUUCAGAAGGUAGAGAGUAGGAAGAAUAACUUGGGAAAUGGGUAUGUGCUGGAGUACAAUCAUACAAAACGGUUGGAGAUAAAUCUUUCUCUGAAACCUUCAAACCGGUAAGUGAAAGAGGCAAACAUGAGCGAUAUUUUAUAGUUUACACCAAAGAAAAUCUCAGUGGCUUCUCACACUCAGUGAUGAAUCUAAAAUUCCCCAUUUCUAUGUGUCCUCGAAAAAAAGUUCCAGAGACUGGCUUAUCCAAAUCUCAAAAUAAUUCUACGCCGCCAAAGGUUUAUAUUUCGCCUAUCGCCAUUAUUUCCUCUGAUUAGCUACCUCCAUCCAUGAUACGCUCUUGAUAAUCCUUGCUUAAAGCUUCUGCUCUCUAAUUGUUCGGUGUGCUGAGGUCAUUCCGGAAAUCGUCAGCUAAUCGUUGCUCUUGUGAUAGACAGCCUUACCUUUAUGUUUUCAUAUUUGAGCGCGCUUAUCAAAAAUAAUCGAACGGCUGUCUAAUGAUAGCUGUCAGACAGCAAAUUGAAACGGGCUACAUUCUCAUAUGUUUUGAGCUGUUCUUAAGCCAUCACUUUCUGUAUUGGCGGGAGUCCAGGUUUCAUGAAAUCAUCGAGUUUACAGCAUUUUUCCCUCUCUUGGUUAAAAGUCAAUGAUAUGGUUUUUGUUUUACACAUUUUCUAAAAAUAAUAAUUUUUGAAGAACUUGGAUGAGUCAGUAAAGAACACUAUGAAACUAAGCAUGCCGAGGAUGUGGCGUGUGAUAGAGAGAAAUUGAUGGAUAAUAACGAUGACAGGAGUGUCAGGACAAUGACAAUGAUGGUAAGAUAUCAAAGUAUAAGAAUAUUAAUGAUUUAGAAUGGAUUUAAUCCUCACACACAUUUGGCAAAAGUAAAUGUUAAAUAUGAAGCUGAAAUGACAUAGGACGUCUCAUCACAUGAGAAGUUAGCUAUGCACCAAUGUUUUUUGCAGUCCGUUGUGGAGCAAUGUAACUUUGAGAGAUCUCGCUGACUCCGGAUUUAACCCAUCGUUCUGUACCUCCUUGUAAGAGUCAUCACUCUUUGUCGUUCAAAAAGAAGGGUUUCAUAUUAGUAGUUUUCUGAUCGUUCCAAAUUAUCAGAAGUGUCCUUAAUACUUACUCUGUUGUUGCUAUUUUAACGACUACUUGCUAGUUGCAAACUUGUAAUUCCACAUUUUGGGAUCUCUCUAGCCUUCAUAACUUAUUUUUCGACCUUUCUUACUGAUUAUUGUUUUGUGCUCUGUUGACUAUCAUGUUUCACAAUUUCUUUCCUUUUUCGCUUCAUAAGGCCUUGUCCUGGGUCAACCUUUUCAACAGAAAACAGAUUGAAUGAAGUAGUCCUCUUUUAUGUAGUAUGGACUGGUGCAUAUUGCUGCUGGAGAUUUACUACGAGCAGAAGUUGCAGCAGGGACUGAGAAUGGGAAGCAAGCAAAAUAUUACAUGGAAAAGGGGAUGCUAGUCCCUGAUGAAAUCGUCGUAAAUGUAUGCACAUGCCAUGGAUCCUGAGUGCCCUUUCACUAGAUUGAGAAGCCACAUCCGUCUCCUCUUGGAAAGUUUCUAAUUUUCCAUUAGUUUCUAGAUGGUCAAAGAGCGUUUACUGCAACCGGAUGCAGAAGAAAAUGGCUGGCUUUUGGAUGGAUAUCCAAGAAGCCUUUCUCAGGCAGCUGCUCUGGAAAAUCUUGGCAUCCACCCUGAACUUUUCAUUCUUCUCGAUGUAAGCAUAUGAAGCCUCCAAUUCUCUGUGCUCAUCAUAGUAAUCUCAGAAUGAUUAUUUAUUAAUAUAUGAAGCAUAAUCUCAUUACUGUGAACGUGCUUGAUGUUUGAGCUUUCUAUUCAAAAUCAGCAGAUAUGUUCUCUCAAUUAAUUUAUUUUCCGGCUGGUUCAUGAUCUGCUUCUGGUUCUGCUUUCCUUAAAUGUCAGUUCUAGUCUUGAAGCCUUCUCUUUUGCCAUCUCCUGAUCAGGAUUUCUUGUGAUCACAUAUGCGAAGCGUCUACUUUUUUUUCUGCAUGAAAUACGCCAUUUCUACUAGUGUUCCAAAAAAAAACCUUUAAUUUGUAUCUUCCCUCUUGUUAAUAGUUGUAACCUUCUAGUUUAUGCAUUAUUCAUGCCACUUAUAGGUAAACAAAGCAGUAACUAGCUUGCUGGGGCCUCUAUUUCGCAGGUUGAUGAGGAUAUCCUGGUGGAGAGAGUUGUGGGGAGGAGGCUCGACCCUGUCACCGGAAAAAUCUACCACUUGAAGUAUUCACCACCUGAAAAUGAAGAAAUCGCCGCCAGGCUUACUCAGCGCUUUGAUGAUACUGAAGAAAAGGUUUGCAUCUUCAGAUGGUUAUUCAUGCCAUUUUCACCGUUGACUUCUGAAGCUUGUGGCAACAUUCCAUUUAAUUCUUGAACUGUUCUACGUUGAAGUUGCCUCUCCUGAUGGAAAUUUCCUGUUUGCUUACUUUAUUUGUUAAGGUAAAGCUGCGGUUGCAGACCCACCAUCAGAAUGUGGAAGCUGUGCUCGGAGUCUAUGAGAACAUCACCGUCAAGGUCGUUGAACUCCUAUUGAUGAGCCAUGCGAUUUUCUCCGUUGACUUCAUGUUUUCUCCACUGGUCAUCUCUGACAACAGAAAAUUGUUCCCAAAAAUAGGAAAAAAAAUAAAUAGCUGGAAAACUGAUAUGGCCAUUCUUAUCCAUGCCAUUUUCUCCGUUGACUUCAUGUUUUCUCCAUUCGCCAUCCCUGACAACAGAAAAUUGCUCACAAAAAUAGGAAAAAAAACAAAUAAUUGGAAAACUGAUCUGGCCAUUCUUAUCCAUGCUAUUUUCUCCGUUGACCUCAUGUUUUCUCCAUUCGUCAUCUCUGACAACAGAAUUUUUUUCCCUAAAAUAGGAAAAAACAACAAAUAAUUGGAGACUGAUAUGGGCUUAUUCAUUGUGAUCCAGAUCAAUGGAAAUGCACCAAAGGGACAAGUAUUCUCUGAGAUCGACGCAGCACUGUCUGAGGUUCUUGACAAGAAAUCCAAGGAAAGCUCAUCAUCGAUGGCUGCCAGCGUGGCCCAUUGA